UUAGCUCACCUGGCAGUUGAGUGAACUCUACGAGUUUAGCUCAUUAUUUUCAAUUGCCCUUGAAACUGAAGAGAAGAGAUUUAUUUUCCACCAACUAAGGAAAAAUGCUUCUGCUAAACAGAUACCAGGUGUUAAUCUUGUUAAUAUCGUUGAACAGCCAAUCUUUACCUAUACAUGCAACGAAGCUCACGCUUCAAUCCAUCUUUGAUCUGCCUACAAAUAAAAAUGGUCAAGCGUAUGAAAGACGAACGGUGAAGAUAGACUCUGCGAAGCAUAUCGAGUACUUCUUUGGGUCCCCUUACGCUAAUGCCGCUGACUUCAUAUUCGACUUCAAAAAGAAUUUAACAUUGAUAAGAGUACCAACGCAAAGGAUUUGUUACGUAUGGAGAGCUAUUGAUGAACUUCCUAACUCGAAAAAUCUCAAGCCUUUCAAACCAAACGAGGAUGUCAAAACUAAAACUUUGGCAUGGCGUGUGUCUGGUACCAUCAGAAACAAACGUAUCCUGGAUAGCAAGAUGAAACAGAUGUGUAAGGGCAUGGCUGUUUUUCUCAUUACCCCAGCAGAUAACGAAAAACCAGCUGAAGGACAAAGCAAAGGGAGCGCAAAGCGAUCAGGCUGUGGUGGACGUCUUUGCUACCGGGUUCAGCAGUGCUACAUACCCUGUUAUAAAUGUAAACAAUUGUGUAUACCCAGGCAAAUUUGUGCCGAAAUUACUUGUUAAGAGGACCUUUGUUAGCGUUGACAUGCCGUGUCCUUGCCGUGCCGUGACCGAGACCCUAUCUGCAACUGUC
Molecule: messenger RNA, 792 nt
Organism: Actinia tenebrosa (Australian red waratah sea anemone)
Lineage: Eukaryota; Metazoa; Cnidaria; Anthozoa; Actiniaria; Actiniidae
Source: RefSeq, a predicted model, not a curated record